UAACAGGUGAAAAGGUGGUUAUGAAUUUAUAACCUUACUAUUAGUCCGCUUAUUUGUGGUGUCGCUGUUUGCUUAUUUUGAAUGUUUUAAAUUUAACCGGCUAUUCAAUAUGCGUUAAAUAUUUAAUUGAUCUAUCUGAACUUCAUUAUAUUCGCUUGAAAAACAAUUGAACAUUAAAAGCACGAUUGUGUUCUUUAAUUAUGGCAGACGUUGAUGAAUCUGGGGAUACUUUUGUAAAGCAGCAGGAUCACCGCAAGCCUAUGUCUACUGGGUUGAAGGUGAAUUGCCCUAUCCAUAUAAAAGAUGCUAUUCAAUACGCUUUGGAUAUUGGUUAUCAUUUUGUGGUAACACAAAUAACCCACCCUAGUUAUUCCCGAGACUUGAUCAAAAAACAAUUCAGAGGACAACUAGGAAGAAGUGAUAGAGUUUUAAAAGGCAAUGAAUGGGGUAGACUAGUAGUAGCUGAAUUAACUAGGACAAUAAACGUAGACAGCGAUAUAGACCAUAUUCGUCUUCACAAUGAAGCACUUUUGGAACAAGAAUUAGGAUUUGCUUACCAUCUAGGUGUUCCAGCUAUACAAAUAUAUUUAAAACAGAGAAGGAAUAUAAAUUUAGCAAGGAUACUCUAUGAGAAAAUUUUGUCAUGGUAUACACUUUCAAUAUGGCUUACUAUUCCAAUGGUGCAUCCUUCUAAUUAUAGCAAGAUAUGCGAAGAAAAUGAAAAAGAAGAUUCUUGGGAUUGGUGGAAUGAUUUCAGAACCCUUUGUCGUUAUGAGAAACGUAUAGGUUUAGUUUUGGAACUGCCUGAUGUGAAGCACAUUCCUUCAACUGAUAUAAUAGACAGGUGGUUAGGAGAACCUGUAAAAGCACUUAUAAUCAAUACAAAUUUAUUUGUAACUAAUACUCACCUCAAGCCUGUACUACCAAAAAUUGUUCAAGAUGUUAUACAAAGAUUUAUGGCAAUCGAUGUGCAAUACAUCAUCAAAUCAGAUGAAAAAGGUGAUGUUUCUGUAUUCAAUAAAUAUCUUUCAUUUCUGGGAAGAAAAUUAUAUAAUCCUGGAGAAAAUGAUUCAGUUUAUCGGGGAAUGGAGGACUAUCUUCAAAAUCCACUACAACCUCUAUCUGAUCAUCUAGACUCAAAUAUCUAUGAAGUAUUUGAGAAAGAUCAAAUUAAAUAUACAACCUAUCAAAAUGCUAUUCAGAAAGCUCUUCAAAAUGUACCUGAGGAGAUCGAGACUCCUGUGCUGAUGGUAGUUGGCCCAGGUAGAGGACCCCUAGUCCAGGCAAGUUUGAAUGUUUCUCAUAUUAUUCAUAGACCAAUAAAGAUUUAUGCAGUUGAGAAAAAUCCAUUUGCUUGUAAUACUCUAUUGGAUCGUUUAGAAAAUGACUGGAACACCAAUGUGGUUCUCGUUAAUGAAGAUAUGAGAGUUUAUAAUCCUCCAGAAAAGGCAGAUAUCAUUAUUUCAGAGCUUCUAGGAUCCUUUGGUGAUAAUGAAUUAUCUCCUGAAUGUCUUGAUGGGGCUCAAAGGUUCUUAAAGGAGGAUGGUAUAUCGAUACCUGUUUCUUACACUUCAUACAUAGCCCCAAUUCAAAGUACAAAAAUAUACAAUGAGAUACAUUCAAAUAGACCAGCUGAUAAAACUAUAUUAUCGUGUUUUGAGACACCAUAUGUUGUACAUAUGGUUAAUUUUUAUCAAAUCGAUGAACCAAAACCACUUUUCACUUUUGUCCAUCCAAACUGGAAAAAACCAAUUAUUAAUAAAAGGUUUAAAAGAUUGAAAUUCCGUGCAAAAUUGAAUUGUUUGCUAACAGGAUUUAUAGGUUACUUCGAUACAGUCUUGCAUUCCGAUGUAAUACUUAGCACUAACCCAAUGAACCAUACUCCAAAUAUGGCAAGUUGGUUCCCAAUUCAUUUCCCCCUUCCAGAACCCAUGUUUGUCAAAGGGGGAGAAACUAUUGAAAUUGCUUUCUGGAGAUCAGAAUCAAAGGAUAAAGUUUGGUAUGAAUGGUGUGUGGAAUCUCCAAGAAAAAGUAAUAUAGUGAAUCCCAAUGGGAGGUCCAACUUCAUCACUAAGAUUUGCUGAACUCAAUGUUACUAACAUUGCUAUUGUGAUAAUUGUCUCAAAGAAUUUGUAGUUAUUUUAUAUAACAAAAUGCUGCCUUGGUGUAUAAUUUUUAUUGUUAACUCAUGUUUUUGAGAAUUUUAAUUUUGAAGAUUAAUUCAAAUUUAGUCAAUUAUCAAUAUUUGAAAUUUUAACACAAAUCUUGUUUUAGUUUUUGUAUUUCUGUAUGUUCUGAUAUGAAAUUAUUGGAAUCGAUUCCGUUUUAAACUCAUUAAAUGGAUCUCAUGAG
Messenger RNA from Harmonia axyridis, 2352 nucleotides. RefSeq names its product protein arginine N-methyltransferase 5 (gene csul). The transcript has a single exon. Gene Ontology annotation, biological process: peptidyl-arginine N-methylation; regulation of DNA-templated transcription. Gene Ontology annotation, cellular component: nucleus; cytosol. The record is from RefSeq and is a predicted model, not a curated record. Lineage: Eukaryota; Metazoa; Arthropoda; Insecta; Coleoptera; Coccinellidae. Bases 201 to 2084 code for a protein of 627 amino acids.